AUGACUAGUAACGACAAGGUUCCUCCUACAGCAACAUUGGACUUCAAGCCCACAUUGGUGUCUACUGCAGAGCAUGCUUCAAAUUUCGCUCAAAAGUGUGAUCCAACGCAUGAACCCGAGCUUGCUUCAGUAUCAAUUCCAAUGUCUAUCUCAGUACCAGCGUUGGAGUCAUUUUCGCUGUCAAAGAUUGAACCUCUUUCAGUGUCCGCACUAGAGUCAUCUUUAGUACCUGUAUCUGUGAUUUCUCAAUACAAUCGACUGGAUGAAGCAGAUUUACAAGAGGCGAAGAAGUUAGGACUAUUACUUGAGAAUUUACCUGUGAACUUAGAUGCUACAGCGGCGGACUUUGGCAUUGCGUACGAAAAAAGAGGAGGCACCAAGAUCGCAGGCUGUGCCAUUGACGUUUUUAAAAGCCAAAAGUUACUACAAGAGCGAUGUAAGCAAUUUGCCAUGCAGCGUGGUUUCCAGCUGUUUGUAUCCGGUAGCAGUACACGACCCAAUGGCGGCGGAAAUGUCAAGUAUCGCUGUAAAAAGCUCCAUGGCCAGCAAUUUUUUGACCCCGACACUCCCGCGAACAAACUGCAAUGUCCGUUCUACAUCAAUGGCUACGGUAAGGACGAGAAUUGGAAGAUCACACGCGCUUGUUUCCUUCACAAUCAUUAUAAGUUUAUUGGCUGGCGAAUUGGGCCUCCACCGCCACUCUAUCCGGUCGCUAUCGCUCCUUCGACAGCAGUAACUGGUGAUACUAUACCCACUGCACCUUCAAGUACAGAUCUUAUCGUAUCACAGGGUACAGUAAUACCGACGGGAUCACAUGAACCAUGUACGGAAUCUUCUCUUACUCUUGAUCACUUGCAGGCUGCUCAAGUACGAGUAAAACCGCAGAGGAAUACGACAAUGUCGAUGAAGACACUCUGUCGAAUCGUAACGGAUGAGGUAAAUCAGUAUCCGGCAUCAAAUGUUGUGAUGGCCAAUUUAGAUGGCAAGGCGAUUCGACGGAUCUUGCUUGCACAAGGCCAUACAAUUAAUCAUAUGAUGGCAUCCCGAAUCAAGCGGCAACUUCAAGAUUCACGACUCACUCAAGUACGAACGUCGUUUCAAAAGUUAAGAGGGUAUUUGAGUACUGUCGCGGAGAAAAACCCAGGAUCUUUGUUUCGGGUGGAUACAAGAGACGAUGGAGCAUUUACCCGCGCAUUAUUUAUCCCAAAUGCGACAUUAAAUAGUGUCAAAUCUUGUCGUAAAAUUCUGUCGCUGGAUCACAUUAUCCCACGUAUAGAGACACCAUCGGAAUCAAUUAUAGGAAAUCUUGAGGAUGGAGACAUUGAUGACGUCAUUUGUGGUGUGUAUCUUAAAGCUGCAACGAAAGACUUUAAUGACGAUGUUAUUACGUUUGCACUCGCACUUGUGACCGAAGAAAAUCAAACAAAUUGGGAAUGGUUUCUCACUGCAUUGCAAAAUACGCAAGUGGUGGACUGGAAUCAAUAUACAAUCUUUGCUGGUCGUAUGUAUGGAUUAGAAGCCGCUAUUCAUAGUGUUUGGCCGUUAGCAAGUCACCACUAUUGCAUGCGUCGACUAAUAGAAGAUGAACUUGAAACGACAACAAAACUCCAUCUGUCUAUUGAAAAGAAACAAAGUCUCUUUGAUCUGGCCCGCAGUGACAGCGAAGUUGAGUUCGACACUCUUUAUAAAGCACUAGUCACUACGAAUGAAGCAGUCAUGGCAUAUUUGAAUAAUCUGGAUCGCGCUAAUUGGGUGAAAUACGCGUUUCUGGAAAACUUUCGGCGACCGACAUUUAAUGAAUUAACGUCGGAUCUUUCCAUGGCGUUAGGAAGUGAUGAAUUGUUGCCACAACAUGCAAGCCGAAGCCAUAUUGACUGGUUUGGUCAAGAUACAAUCAGUAGUUCGUACCCUCUUAACGCGUUCCACCAGUAUUUUAUUAAAAUUGCCGAGAUUUUUCACCAACGUCGUCAAUCUGUCAAGACACGUCCAGGGCACGAGCUUGUACCCAAGCGAGACGCACAACUCCAACAGAUAUUACAAGGAAGUCAGCGCUGCGAGUCAAUUCCUUGUUCGAAUGGACUCUUUAUGGUGCGCUACCUUGGCCCAACACGAUUGCAAAUUCCUGAUAGUUGGCGACAUGUGAACCUUGUCGAUUGGGAAUGUACGUGUCUUGACUGGCAAGAUCAACACUUCCCGUGUUUGCAUGCAAUCCAUGCUUCGGAAUUAGAGCAACGUCGAAUCAAUUCAUUGUACGAUGCGAAACAAAACUCGAUCGGAAAAUAUCUGGCGAGUUACUCGACUUCGUUCGCACCAUGGCCAAUCGAGGCUUCUCCUAUUGAUCCAUCGCUUAAAACGCCUCUUGAUUUCUACUUUUCUGAAGACGGGACUGGUCGCCGAAAGCCCGGCCCGCGACCAAAGAGAAAACGGCUUAAUGAAGAUUUAAAUCGGGAAGAAAAGUUAUAA
This is a messenger RNA of Plasmopara halstedii, 2463 nucleotides long. RefSeq lists its product as hypothetical. The record is from RefSeq and is a predicted model, not a curated record. The transcript has 2 exons. Lineage: Eukaryota; Oomycota; Peronosporomycetes; Peronosporales; Peronosporaceae. Gene Ontology annotation, molecular function: zinc ion binding. Bases 1 to 2463 code for a protein of 820 amino acids.